AUGUUUGGUGCAAGACGACCAAAGAUUAUUGCAAACUACGACAAUGAUGAGAAUGAAGAAGAACCGACUACCAGUCGCAUAACAAUUGCGCCCAAAUUUAAGAGCAAGAGUCGGAUGAAAGUUGGUGCCAAAAAUGGCAGUAACAGUCGAACAAUUUUACAAAAAAAUAAUGAUGUCGAUGACGACGACAACCUAGAUUCCAUUGUUAUUCGACCUAACGCGUCGUCCUCGACCUCACGGAAGGCUGCAUUAUUUACAUCAAACAUUAAAAAGACGCCGGUACGAAGGCCUAUUGUUACCAAAGAAGUGGAAUCUUCUUUUAACGAAGCACCAGAACCAGUGGCUACAAAAUCUGUUGUUGUGAUUCACACUGAGGACGAGUUUGGGCCAAAUGCAGAUAGCGAUGUAAGCAUGGAAGAGGUGGAUCAGCCAACGUCUGUUAAAUCACCACAAAUUUCUGCUCCAGUUUCAGCUUUGACUGAUGCGUCGCGACGCGUUCGAUUUAAUGAUGUGGAGGUGAAAGAACUUGAGAAGAGCGAUAGCGAGGCCGAUUUCAUUGCACUUGAGCCAGAGGUGAUUGCGGAAGAAAAAAAGCUGCUUGAGGCGCGGAUUUACAACGAGUAUGAUAUGGAGGAAGGUGUGGAGAUGCUUGAUGAAGAUCUUGCGUUAGACGAGAAAACAAAAAUGACUCAAGAUCAGUGGCGGCGGCGGCUGAUGGAGGAAGCUAUUGACGAUGUGGCGAAUGACGAAGAUGACGAAGACACGGCUCGGUGGAUGCAUAACCAGCAACAUCAUAGCGUUGUUUAUGCUAAUGAGAACCAUGUCGAGGUUAAUGAAAACAAGAAACCCCCUAAAGUGGAGGAAACUCAGGAAACAUUACCAUUACCGAGUCUUAAGGAUGUCUUGGCUCACAUACAAGGUAAUUUAGAUAAACUACGGGGAGAACGAGAUACUAUUUCACAAGAAAUUAAAACUUUGAAUGAGGAUGUGGACCAAAUAGAAGCUAAACAGGCACUUAUUCAAGAUAAACUUAAUCAAGCAGGUCUCAACUACCAGGUUGAUUCUGCAGUUCCUCAGCAAUAA
Messenger RNA from Magnusiomyces paraingens, 1083 nucleotides. RefSeq lists its product as uncharacterized. The record is from RefSeq and is a predicted model, not a curated record. Gene Ontology annotation, biological process: spliceosomal complex disassembly. Gene Ontology annotation, cellular component: U2-type post-mRNA release spliceosomal complex. The transcript has a single exon. NCBI's taxonomy places the organism in Eukaryota, Fungi, Ascomycota, Dipodascomycetes, Dipodascales, Dipodascaceae. The coding region runs from base 1 to 1083 and encodes 360 amino acids.